AUGCCACCUAAAAUAAACAAACAAAGUUUUAUUCAAAAUCAUCAAGAAACAACAAACUUAGCAUCAUCAUCAAAUAGUGAUAAUGAAGAUGAUAAUGAUAUUGUUAUUAUUCCACCACCAUCAAAUAAUUUAGCAGCUGAAAUAUUAUUAGAUAUAAAUAGGUUUCUAAAGGAUGAAAAUCAACGUUUAAAAGUUGAAAUUGAAAAUUUAAAGGCAAAGUUGUUCGAAAAAACAACAAUUGAUAGUGAAAACUGUGUUCUUCGAUUAGAUCGGGUUGCGUUGAAUCAAACAGAUCAAGAGCAGCAUCUGGUGCUGUAA
Messenger RNA from Adineta ricciae, 318 nucleotides. The record is from the annotation of a GenBank genome assembly. NCBI's taxonomy places the organism in Eukaryota, Metazoa, Rotifera, Eurotatoria, Adinetida, Adinetidae.